AUUAAUAAUCAGCCGAGCAGAAAGUCCCACAGUCUUCUGACAGUCUUCUGACAGCGAGCAGACGAGGAAGCGCAGCGCUGCGGAGAGGAGAGGAGAGGACAGAUUCAUCGCUUGUCACGGCGCGGCGCGGUGCGUGGGUUACACAUCUGCGCGGUCGCUUUACAGCGUGACUAACCGGAGCUUUGACGCAGUGGAUUGUUUCGUGGGAAGCUUCUUCAGCUGAUCCGAGCUGAUCGAUCCGCGGCUUUUCCUCGCGUUAUAUCGACCUACACACAGUUUAAUGCUCAGGACUUCUGGAUGCCCUUCCAAAUUCGAACAGCUCAGAUCAUUCGCAGUGGAUGGCUGAAAACGUGCAGCUCAGAUAAUUUCUCGGCGUAUUAUGUCUUGUGAGGAAUCUGUCUUGCUGUUUCAAUGACGGGUAAGAUGGAAACGCCCUUCUAUCACGAUGAUAGCGUUCCCAACUUUGGGCAAAUUCCAGAUUACAAUCGAUACCAAGGCCACAAGAUUAUGAGCAAGAAGAACAACAUGUCGCAUCAUUUCUCCCACAGCCUGGGAAACGCCUCGAGCCUCAAACUCAACAGCCCCAGCGGUCUGGGCAUGAGCGUCAAUCCCAACGGCUCACUGAUGUCUUCUCCAGACAUGAACCUCCUGAAGCUGUCCUCUCCAGAUCUGGAGCACCUGAUUAUCCAGUCUAACCAGGGACUGGUUACUACAAGCCCAGCUCCAAACGCGUCUGCUAAUCCCUUCAUGUACCGAAACCAGGCCACGAACGAGCAGGAGGGAUUCGCAGACGGCUUCGUCAAAGCUCUGGCCGAUCUGCACAAGCAGAACCAGCUGGUGGGGGCCCCCAUGUCGCCCUCCUCCUCCAUCCAGGGCUCCUACCAGAGGAACCUGAUGCCGGGCGCAGACAUGCCCAUCUACACCAACCUGAGCAGCUACAACCCCAACCAGCUGCCCUCCUCUUACCCCGGCGGCCAGAUGGCCUACGCCUCGCCCCACGGCCCUCAGACUCGAGGCCCGGACGCUCCGCAGACAGUGCCCGAGGUCCCUCACCUGCCCGGGGCCGACCCGGCCAGCUCCCCACCCUCGCUCUCUCCCAUCAACCUGGAGACCCAGGAGCGGAUCAAGGCGGAGCGCAAGAAGCUGCGGAACCGCAUCGCCGCCUCCAAGUGCCGCAAGAGGAAGCUGGAGAGGAUCUCGCGGCUGGAGGAGAAGGUCAAGGUGCUGAAGACGCAGAACUCGGACCUGGCCUCCACCGCCAGCAUCCUGAGAGAGCAGGUGGCUCAGCUCAAACAGAAAGUCAUGAAUCACGUCACUAAUGGCUGCCACAUCGCCGUCAGCUCAGCCGGCAUGGCCAAGAGCGGCGAGAGCAGCAGCUGCUGAAACCACAAGACUUUCUCUUUAUCUCCUGGCCGCUCUCUCGCGCUCAUUCUCUGUCUCUCUCAACCCCGUCCCAGAAAGUGGAGAAGGGUCGAGACAGGGGAAGACCCGUCAGAGACGCGCGAGAGCGACCCUACUUUUCUUCAGGAAUGUCCUUCUUG
Messenger RNA from Sinocyclocheilus anshuiensis, 1541 nucleotides. Its product is annotated as transcription factor AP-1-like. The record is from RefSeq and is a predicted model, not a curated record. Gene Ontology annotation, biological process: regulation of transcription by RNA polymerase II; regulation of cell population proliferation; regulation of cell cycle. Bases 412 to 1383 code for a protein of 323 amino acids. Gene Ontology annotation, cellular component: transcription regulator complex. Gene Ontology annotation, molecular function: DNA-binding transcription factor activity, RNA polymerase II-specific; transcription factor binding; RNA polymerase II cis-regulatory region sequence-specific DNA binding. Lineage: Eukaryota; Metazoa; Chordata; Actinopteri; Cypriniformes; Cyprinidae. The transcript is spliced from 2 exons.